AUGAAGCCAAAUCACAACGAUCUGUCUGAGGACAAGGUACAACAAGUUGAGACAGUCCCAGGAACGGAGAUUCUCUUCGACUCUGAGGGACCGGCGUCCCAUUUAUAUGGGCAUCUGCAACAUAUCGAACGCAACGGCCAGCGUAUCUUGUUGACCCCCCAACCUUCCCAAUCUGAUCCGAAUGAUCCUCUAUCAUGGUCUCCCCUGAAAAAGGGCAUCGUCUUUGCCAAUGCUUGUGUUUACAGCUUCCUUGGUGGGGUCUCAGGUCCCAUUAUUGCAGCCGGUGUCCUCCAGCUGACAGAACAAUUUGAUGCAUCCUUCCAAAAGGUCAACAUUGCCGUGGCAGCGAAUGUUAUUUGCACCGGAGUGGGCUGUUUUUACUGGAUGCCUUUCUUUGCUAAAUAUGGUCGCCGCCCCACGUAUCUCAUCACCACGGUAGUGAUGAUUGCGUGUCUGAUCUGGCAGGGUUUUGCUACCCGACAAAGCUACAUAUCAUUCCUGGUGGCCAGAAUCGUUAUGGGACUGGGUCAAUCACCAAUUUACUCCAUUGCACCCACCACCAUCGCAGACAUCUACUUUGUCCAUCAUCAAGGGGCAAAGAUUGCAUUUUACGGAUUUUCUGUUCUACUGGCUGCUCAGAUCGGCCCUAUGUUAUCCUCAUUCAUCAUCCAGAGCCUGGGACCAGCAUGGUCCUUUUGGAUCCUCGCAAUGUGCUUGGGUGCGAAUCUGAUCACCCUCAUCUUCACGAUGCCGGAGACUAUGUAUUUCGGCGAUCGUGCUACAAUCGCACCAGUGGAGACCAAAUCCUCCUCGGAGCAUUUGGAAAAUGUGGGCCAUGUACAGACAGUGGAGAAAGUAUCUUAUAUGAGUGAAUUAUCUGUAUGGCCCGGUAGCAAUCCGUCCAUCGACAUUCGUGGCAUGGUUUACAAGUCAUUCUUGUAUUGCUUGAACCCAAUUGUCAUCUGGGCUAGUCUGGUGUACGGAAUGUCGUUUAUCAGUCUCACUACAUUGGCUGCCACAGCUGCGCAGAUUUUCGGUCUCUCGCCAUACAAUUUCACUUCGAUUGAUCAGGGCCUUGUUUUCCUCUCUCCCUUUGUCGGCUCCUUGACUGCAACCUUCUUCUGCAGCUACGUGGUUGACAAGAUCGUGAACUAUUCCGCCCGACGGAACGGUGGCGUCCGGGAACCCGAAAUGCGUCUGUUCUCUCUCUUCGUGGCUGCCGGUAUUACCAGUGUGGGAUCGGUCGUGGUUGCGCUCUGCCUGCACUACCGUGUGCACUACAUGGGAGCGAUCAUUGGAUUUGGAAUAAUUACUGUGAGUAAUCAGAUUGGAGCAAAUAUGGGUAUGUCCUAUCCUAUCGACUGUUACCCAAAAUCCUCCGCCGAGGUGAUGGUGAGCGUCACCUUCUUGCGGUCGGUUGUGACGUGGAUCUGGAAUUGGUUCAUUAACGACUGGCUCGAGGCCUGUGGCCCCUUGGUGGUGUUUUUGUCGAUGGGGGCUAUUCAAGUUGCCAUUCAACUUUCGUGCUUAGGCUUCCUCAAGUGGGGAAAGACACUUCGCAUUGCUUUGUUCAAGCGCCACAUUCUCGGCGCUUAA
This is a messenger RNA of Penicillium robsamsonii, 1596 nucleotides long. Its product is annotated as MFS general substrate transporter. NCBI's taxonomy places the organism in Eukaryota, Fungi, Ascomycota, Eurotiomycetes, Eurotiales, Aspergillaceae. Gene Ontology annotation, biological process: transmembrane transport. Gene Ontology annotation, molecular function: transmembrane transporter activity. The record is from RefSeq and is a predicted model, not a curated record. The transcript is spliced from 4 exons. The coding region runs from base 1 to 1596 and encodes 531 amino acids.